GAUGAAAUUGAGGAACUUUCAAAGCACAUUCUUAGACUAAAUUUUUAUUAAGAUUUUGUUAAUUUGUAUUUUAUGUGUUGAAAAGUGUUGUAAUUAUUAACUACAGCAAUAACCUACAUACAUACGGAUACAAAAGAAGGGCGGAGAAAAAAAAAUUGACAGAAAGUGAAAGUGUUUGUCAUUAUAUCCGGGAGUGUAUGAAAAACAACCAAGCGAUAGUCAAAGAGUUAUGUUUGAACAUUUUCAUUCAGCAUGGCAGAAUAUCAGUAUGCUGUGCUUUUUGAGGCAAACAACCUCUCAGAUGGAGAAAUGAAAAAGAUCAGAAAUUAUUUUAAGAUCAAGCGGCAGUCUGGCGGAGGAGACUGUGGGGAAGUGAAAAAGGUGGGAGACAACACCUAUAAGAUAAACUUCUUGGAAAAAGAAGCACAAGACAGAAUAUUAAGCAAAACCGAUCACAUAAUCAGUCUUCCUGGGCGAGGAGAUGUACACAUCGUCAUAAAACACCAUGACAUUAAAGAAGAGAAACAGCUUCUGCCACAUUCCACAUCUGAAAAACAAGUCACCAGAGAUACACCUAUGCAGAAAGUUUUUAAACUGGACCCAUACUUACUGAACUUUCUGAAAGACAAUUCAAAAGCAAAGUCAGAUUUAAAUGAUCAGCUCUCCUCUUUGCUAAGCCGCUUUAAGUUAGACAUGGUUACUGAGACAGUAGUGGUAAUAAGGGAUGCAGUUCAAACCGGUCAAAAUGAUGUCCAGCAGAAGUGGGAAGAAAAGAUGGAUAUCGUUUUCUCAGACCUGCAGGAUCGCUAUAUGAUCCAUUUUGAGGUGGAUCCUAAGAGGCUAGAGAUUCUACAAAAACAAUCUUUCCAAUUCUCACAAAACCUUGGGAUUUAUGAAGAAAAAGGUUUAGUAGUGAUAGUUGGAGAACAAAAGGAAGUGCAGAAGCUUUUAAAUGAUUUAGAUGCUUUUCGUUUGCGAGAGCAGACCCAUAAAGAAUGUCCUGUGUCUGAGACACAUUAUGCACUCGUGAAGGAGCAGUUUAAGCAGAAGAUGAAGUCAGAUUAUUCAAAGAUCCGGAUUACACAGGAGCAAACUGGCACUCUUGUCCUAAAGGGUCCUGAAGAUCAAGUCCAUUCAGCAGAAACAAAGCUUAAAGAGUUGCUGAAUCAGAUUCAAGAGAAAAGAAUCCCACUGCCUCAUCCCAUUAAAGCAUUUUUGUCAUCUAGUGGUGCUAUUCAGAUCUUUCAGACACGAUUUCAGGAGAAUCUCUGCAGUCCAGUUUUGAUUGAGGCCACAGGCUCUGGCUCAGAUUUGGUUCUGCUGAGUUUGUCCACAGGUGCACUUCAGGAAGCAGCAACUGCAAUACAGAGAGAUCUGUGUAUGGAGACGGUGGUGCUUGAGAAAGCUGAAUCUGAGUCACCAGGAAUCGAUGCUUUGAUACAGGCUUUGAAUCCUGCAUUACAACAGGCUAAUCAUGGAACUUCUAAAGUGGAAAUUAGCUACGAGCCAGGACCAGUGUCUGACCCCAGAAUGAGGGUUCAACUGGUGGGCUACAGCCCUGAAGUCAAUAAAUUAAAAGAUAUUAUACAGGACCACAAGCAAAACUAUGCAGAACACAGCGACACUGUGCCUCUAUGUUCAGCAGAACUAGUGGAUAAUUUAUCUGAACUUCUGUCACUAAUAGGUCUGAAAGCAUCUGGUGUAAAACUAAUGGCUUCAUCCUCGCCAUCCCCAUGUGUCCAUGUCUCAGGACCUCGGUGUAAAGUAAUUGAUAUGAAGAAGAAACUGCAGUCAUCAUUUAGCCAUCUUACAUGGAAGAAAACUUCAGUCAAUGGUCCUGGAGUCCUGCAGUUCUUUCAAGAGGAAGGUUUAAACACACAGAGAUCACUACAGAGUUCCUGUCAGGUUUUGAUAACCCUCAAAAAUAAUGUCCAAACAAGUGCUGCAACAGCCAGAAGCACGGCAUUUAGCAGUCUCCCUACCAUACCUGCUUCUGUGUCACAUCCACAUUACUCUGUGGCCGUGGAAAUUGUAUUUGGAGGUCUUGAAGUUCAGCAGGCCGAUGUACUUGUUGCCCCCAUGUUGAGUACACACUUGACCUCAACAAAUGUUGGGAAAGCCUUACUUAAAAAAGGAGGGCAGCAAUUGAAGAGCAAUUUUGAUUCUGCCAAAGGAAGAUGCAGAAUUAGACCUGGAGAUGUGCUGGAGGUAGAUGGGACUCCACUAGGGUGCAAAAAGGUUUUCUUUAUUGAAUGCUUAUCUUGGGCUGGACAUGCACACAACAGUGAACAGGCAUUACGAUGUGGAAUUAAACAAGCUUUGGCACUUUGUGAACAGCAGGCAUGGAGCUCAGUUGCUUUUCCUGUAAUUGGACCUGGAGUGGCACUGGCUAUGCCUGUACAAUAUGCCUCUAAUAUUCUGGUUGGAGAGAUUGAGACUUUUGGCCGGAAUGCAUCCACUAGUUCUCUCAGGACCAUACGAAUUGUAAUAAUGCCUAAUUACCCAGAUUCUGAAGAGCUAUACCUGGUAGUUAGUUCUGGGUUAACUGCAAUAAUGGUGGAUCACACAGGACAGGCUGCCUUACAGUCUCUAAGCUCCGAAAUUGAUGAAAUCACCAUCCCAUUAGCCAGAUGUCAGGUCCACCUGAUAUUUGGAGACAUUAGCAAUGAGACUACUGAUGUCAUUGUAAACACCACAGACUUUACUGACUUACAGACAGAUGUGUGCAAUGACAUCCUGACUAUUGCUGGACCACAACUCAGGGCUGCUAUAACAGGAGUGCAGGUAGAGAAAGGAAAAAUCUUUAUCACCCAGCCUGGAGAUUUCCCUUGCAAGGAGAUUAUGCAUGUGUGUGGAGAAAAAGAUACAGGCAUUAUUAAAACACUGGCCCGAGAUAUCCUGCUUAAAUGUGAACAAAGUGGCUACCAGUCAGUAGCCAUUCCUGCUAUUUGUGCUGGGAAAGGAGGGUUAGAUGCCCAUCUGGUUGCUCAGGCUAUUCUCCAGGGAGUGAAGGAUGCUACAGUACAAGCUAACCUCAACUAUGUUAAAAGAAUUCACAUUGUUCUGAAGAAAAUCCAUAUCUUUUUGGAGUUUAAAGCAAUGGCACAACAGAUUUUUGGUAGAUUAACCCAGAAGACAGCUCCUUUGUCGUUAACACCUUUCAGAGCAGCUCCAUCUUCCUUAACCCUAGACCAUACCUCUCUUUUGCAGUCUCUUCCAGAUCAGCAUAUCAAAGCUGAAUUUCUUGUAGUGGGGAUAAUUAUUGAUAAUGUCUCAAGGGCAUGUCAAGAGCUUCAACAAGCAUAUCAAAGCCAAUGCUCUUCUCAAUAUGUUUCACAAGAUGAACUUAAACAACUCACUUCAGCUGAAAUUGAUGAUAUUCUCAAUAAUGUGAAUUCUCUGGGUAUUCAGAUAAGCCAGCAAGGCCCUAAUGGGAUGGAAGUUAAUGGACUGACAAAAGGGGUAAAUAAAUUCAUGCAAAUGAUACGAGGGGCUCUUGUCAGAAAGAUGAAAGAAAAGGAGCAGGACACACUUUUUUCCAAUGUCAGCUGGUGCAUUUUGGGAUUAAGAGAAAUCUGGGAGCGGUUACCUAAAGAGGCUCAUCAUCAGCUGGAAAACAAAAAUGUUGCAGGAGGGAUACUGGAUGCACAAGCACAAAAAUGGACUGUAAAUCUUACGAAAAUGGAGGCCACAGCAAUUGGGUUUACAGCUGUGACAAAGCUCAAAAGACUGGAGAACUCAUCAGAUUUCUUUUUUCCACUUUACUGGGACUGCAUGACCACAGGGGAAUUUUUAAAGGUGGUUCCUCUGCAGCCCAGCUCUGCUGAGUACAAAAGAGUGAAAAGUGACUUCAAGAGAACAGUCUCAAAAGCAGUUGUCAAGAUUGAACGUAUUCAAAAUGUGAAUCUGCGCCGGGCUUACGAAGUUCGUAAGAAAGAGCUGCAGGACAAGAAUGGGACAGAUGGGGCAGGAGAGAGAGUCCUAUACCACGGGACCACAGUCGAUGCCUGCGCUUCUAUAAAGAGCAUUAACUUUAACCGCAGAUUUGCUGGACAAAAUGGAACAUUGUAUGGACAUGGGACAUACUUUGCUGUUGAUGCCAGCUAUUCUGCUGAUCCCAAAUAUUCUACACCUUCCUCAGAUGGGACGCAGCUCAUGUUUGUGACACUUGUCCUAACGGGACGUUACACAGAUGGAAAUAGUGACAUGAAGGUUCCACCUCCUCGCUCAUUACAGGACCCUAAUGACAGAUUUGACAGUGUGGUCAACAACAUGCAGAAUCCCAGCAUGUUUGUGGUGUUUCAUGACUGUCAGGCUUACCCAGACUACCUCAUCACAUUCAAAUGAGGGCACAGCUGCAGUGCAUGGCUAUCAAUAUCUGAUAUUUUUAACAUAAACCCCAAUCAUGAGGAAUAUGCUAGUUAUAAAAACAAACCCUAAAGAUCAUAUUUUUUCUACCAGAUAAGCUGAGAGUGAUCUUUUGGAUUAACAGUAGGUAACAGCUGACUUAAUUGCUUGAGAUCAACAAGAUAUCCCAGAGCAAAACAAUUUUUAUGUUUAAACAACAUAAUUAGGAUUCUGUAAUAUUGCUAUUGCUAGAUCUUUACACACAUGCGUAAUCCUUAAAUGAGCAUUAAGAUAAGAUAAGAUAGAUACCUUUAUUCGUCCCACAAUGGGGAAAUUUCUCUGUUACAGCAGCAAAAAUAUAUAAAAAGAAUAAAGAAUAAUUUUUGUAUAAAAAGAGUAGUGGUUACACUGAAGACAUAUCGCACAUAGGUAAUAUUGCACAUUUUUCAAGAUUUCUGUUAUUAAACAUGUUUAAAAUACUUUGUUAUUGUUUAUUAUUGCAGUGAAACAGUAAUAAUGGUGUGUAUUAUGGUGGAUGGUUCACUGGAAGCAGCUUUGAUUGUAAAGUCUAAUAGCAGCAGGGAGAAAAGACCGUCUGUAUCGCUCCUUCAGACACUUAGGAUGCAAUAGUAUGUCACUGAAGGAGCUGCUCAGAGCUGAAACCAUUUCAUACAGGCGGUGAAAGUCAUUCUCCAGCAAUGAUGAUAGUUUUAAAACAAAUAAUUAUUGUUUUAUCUGCAUUUCUCUUCAUUUGUCUGUGUCCCUAUAAUUUGCCCCCAUUAAUUCACAUUGUUUAAAUGAAUAUGAUAACCCCCCCUCAAAUGUUAUGAUUUUGUUCAGCAUUAACAGCAAUGUAGGAUAGGAGAUAAUAUAAACUUUUUUGGUGAAGACAAUGUAAAUAAUAUAAUAUAUGUAUGUAUUUACCACAUAUACUGUAUGUAUAUUUCCUAUUUCUUACCUCUAAGACACUGGGAAGAAGAACCUAGAACUAUAGUUCUAUAUACAAUGCGAUGAUAUAAUGCUUAAUAUCUCUAAAUAUUCAUUUGAUAUGUUAUUUGUUAUACCAUUUUACCCAUUUUCAUUGGAACUGACCUCUAUUAUCAGUUAUAUAAUUCAAAGAUUUGCGUCAAGCUUGAUAUUGAGCAAUUUCUUUGGAAGCUGUACGUAGGUGCGAAACAAUAAAACAGGUUCAGACAA
Molecule: messenger RNA, 5544 nt
Organism: Tachysurus vachellii
Lineage: Eukaryota; Metazoa; Chordata; Actinopteri; Siluriformes; Bagridae
Product: protein mono-ADP-ribosyltransferase PARP14-like
Exons: 15
Coding region: 253-4347 (1364 amino acids)
Biological process (GO): negative regulation of gene expression
Cellular component (GO): nucleus; cytoplasm
Molecular function (GO): NAD+ poly-ADP-ribosyltransferase activity; transcription corepressor activity
Source: RefSeq, a predicted model, not a curated record